Molecule: messenger RNA, 669 nt
Organism: Psilocybe cubensis
Lineage: Eukaryota; Fungi; Basidiomycota; Agaricomycetes; Agaricales; Agrocybaceae
Exons: 1
Coding region: 1-669 (222 amino acids)
Molecular function (GO): protein-N-terminal-alanine acetyltransferase activity; protein N-terminal-serine acetyltransferase activity
Source: RefSeq, a predicted model, not a curated record
AUGGCUCAACCACGUCUGGUCUCUAUUCGCUCUCGAAAUCCCAAAGCCCGCAUUUUUCUGCGAUCGCCUUUAUACACGGAUGUCAAUUCCCUGACCGCUCGUGGUAACGACCCAAAAUGCGUUGAAUACCUUCCAUGGCUGCAGAAUGCCACCAUCACGAACGAAUCCAAUACAAAGCAGGUCAAAAAGUGGCGUGCAGAGUCCGGCAUCAAGGGGAUUUUCCUUGUGAUUGUGCUUCUCCCUGAGCAUGGAGGUCCCCAAGGUAUCAGCACCGCCGCCGAUGCUACGAUAGGCGACUCGGGCUUUGGACCAAUAGACUUGGAAGCCAAAACAGGAGAAUGCGGCAUCAUGCUCAACAGCGCGCCUUCAAUCAGGGGAAAAGGCAUAGCUGUCGAAGCACUUGAUCUGAAUUUUGCAUACGCCUUCGACCAUUUGGGCCUCGAGAAGGUCGAGCUCGGAACAGACAACAUCAAUGAGCCUAUGCGGAGUUUGCUCGAAAAGAAAUUCCAGCUCUCUGGUAUUUACAACCAGGAGAAAGACAACUGGACAUUCGUGGUAACAAAAGAAUGGUGGCAAGAGCGUUCGAAAGCGGCGGGAGAGGAUCGUGUGUUGGUUGAUGUCGAGGAGAUCCCGUUCGAAGACGGAGAGUUGACGGAGGCGAAGAAAUGA